This is a messenger RNA of Spea bombifrons (plains spadefoot toad), 2114 nucleotides long. Its product is annotated as septin-4-like. The record is from RefSeq and is a predicted model, not a curated record. The transcript is spliced from 12 exons. Bases 266 to 2032 code for a protein of 588 amino acids. Gene Ontology annotation, molecular function: molecular adaptor activity; GTP binding; GTPase activity. Gene Ontology annotation, biological process: cytoskeleton-dependent cytokinesis; regulation of exocytosis. Lineage: Eukaryota; Metazoa; Chordata; Amphibia; Anura; Pelobatidae. Gene Ontology annotation, cellular component: synaptic vesicle; septin ring; septin complex.
GAAGAGGCUUCAUGUGUGCACAGAGUGAUGGAGAGAGGGCCAGACUCAGUGAUCAGCCUGUGUUUACUAAGCAUGUCACCAGGAAACCUUAAUCUGAGAGCUGCACCUCCUUCUCUAAAGUACAUUUAAAGGGAUACAAUAGGGACACAUUGAGGUUUCUUUCAGAUCACAGAGACUUGGACAGUGACAUCUUGUGGGACAGGGAUCCAGAAGCUGCCAGCAAGGAGACAUAUCCAUAGAGGGGGGAACCCUCACACUGCAGCAAAUGAUCCGACAUUUCCUGCGCAAUGAUUCGGAAGAGGCAGAGUUGACAGAGUUAAUCCAGGCAUUCCCUGGAGAAAGUCCUACGAAGAGCCAGAGGCAGCAGGAAGGCUUUCAGAAAGAACAGGAGGAAAGGUUCUGUAAAAACCAAGACGAAGAAGGGAGGCUUAGACGAGAGCACCAAGAAGACAAGCUCCGGGAAGAACAACACAAGGAUGAUGAAACGUUCCCCAGGGAACAGCAACAUGAGGAGAAAGAACGGCUCUGCAGAAAGCAUCUGGAUGAAAAGCUACGAAGGGACCAGCAAGAUGAAGAGAGGCUUCGCAAAGAGAGACAGCAAGAAGUAAGGCUAUGGCAGAGUCAACAAGACAAGCUUCACAUGGAUCAGGAGAAAUUUCAAUGGGAAUGCCAGGUAGAAGAGGAAAGACCAAAGCAUGAUCAGCAGAGAUGCUACUUGGCGCAAAGGGAGGAAAGCUAUCUCAAGGAGCCCGAGAAACACUUCCACAACAAUGAAGAAUCUGAGAUUUCCAAUGUUGUCAGACACAUCAGUGAUGACAUUGAAGAGGUACGAGAUUUCAGUCAGACUCUCCCUGUGAUGCCCCCAAAGUGGGGAUGUCCUGUGAUGCCUCCACCCAGUCCAUCCAGACCCAAAAGUCCAUGGGGCAAACUGGAUCCAUACGACUCAUGUGAGGAGGACAGGGAUUACGUUGGAUUUGCCACCCUUCCCAACCAGGUGCACAGAAAAUAUGUGAAGAAAGGCUUUGAAUUCACUCUGAUGGUUGCAGGGGAGUCGGGGCUUGGAAAAUCAACUCUGAUUAACAGUCUCUUCCUCACGGAUCUGUAUCGGGAUCGCCAGCUGCCGUGCCCAGAAGAAUGUGUAACACAAACUGUGGAGAUAGUGAAGCAGACGGUGGAUAUCCAAGAAAAGGGAGUCCGGCUGCGUCUUACAGUGGUUGAUACCCCAGGCUAUGGGGAUGCUGUAAAUAAUGAAAAUUGCUGGAAGCCAAUAGCUGAUUACAUUGAUCAACAAUUUGAGCAGUACUUCAGGGACGAGAGUGGAUUAAAUCGUAAGAAUUUGCAGGACACCCGUGUGCAUUGUUGCCUGUACUUCCUGUCACCUCUAGGACACGGGAUGCGUCCUCUUGACAUAGAGUUUCUGCGUGCACUGCAGGACAGAGUCAACAUUGUCCCAAUCCUGGGGAAAGCCGACAGCCUAACAACUGCCGAGCUGCUACAGAAAAAGCAGAGGAUACGCGAUGAGUUGGAUUAUUGUGGAAUCCGGAUUUAUCAAUUCCCCGACUGUGACUCAGACCAAGAUGAAGAGUUUAAAAUUCAAGACAUGGAGCUGAAGAAAAGCAUUCCCUUUGCUGUGAUUGGCUCCAACACUGUCGUGGAAGUGAAUGGGAGGCGCGUAAGGGGUCGGAUAUAUCCGUGGGGAGUAGUGGAAGUGGAAAAUGAGCAGCACUGUGACUUUGUGAAGCUACGAACCAUGCUGAUCCGCACUCACAUGCAGGAUUUGAAAGAUGUCACGCGUGAGACCCACUACGAGAACUACCGAGCACAAUGCAUUCAGAGUUUAACCCAACGUGUGGUCAGAGAAAGGAACCGCAAUAAGCUGACUAGAGAGAGUGGGACUGACUUCCCAAUCCCAAGUGUGCCUCCAUCACCAGACCAUGAGACCCAGAGACUGAUUCGGGAAAAAGAUGAGGAGUUGCGAAGGAUGCAGGAGGUUUUGCAGAAGAUGCAGAGGCAAAUGAAAGAUUCACGUUAACAUAUUGUUGCACCCCUCGUAUAUAUCCCUUGGUGACUUUCCAUGAUAUCUAAAAUGAUUCCUGAGCACCAGUCCUCUUCAU